AAGAUAAUUCACCUAUGGUGGGUACUAACAGGAACAAGCGUCCCAAUUCCCUCCUCCAUGGCAACUGCUAUGUCAGCCAUUUUUGUGCCUCCCGCUUCACUCGCUUCCUCCAAUACACGAAUGAGUUCAUUGAACGAGAAACUGGUUAUUCCCCAAAAUUUUCCAUUCCGGACUCCCAAGUACCAGUCUAGGAAACCACCGUCAUGCUCCGGUACCAAGGGCACGGUCGUCCAAGGUGAUCGGAAUACAACCGAACUACCAAUGAGUAUCGACGCUCUUAACAGUUUCAUUCGCCUCAAUUUGGGCAACUGGACCGGCUCUUUCCAUCAAUUUGAUGGUCAUGGAAAUUUGAUGCAUAAAAUUACAACGAAGCUUUCUGCGGGCUCUUAUGGUGAAGGUGAACUGAUGAGCUUAUUACAGACGUUAUACAUCAAACAACCUCCAUCUACCACUUCAUAUUCUGAUGAUGAUUGUGAGCCAGAAUGGUUUGAGUACAAAAUCAAAGAGACCAACAUGUUUACCGUAGACAAAUAUCAACAGAUUGGCUUCUUCCCUGAGGAGAAGGCAUACGCACUAAGAUAUCAGACAGCUGGCAUGUUAGAGACUGUGUUAAGACAGGGAGUGCUAGGUGAAGAUGAUGUUGGAGAGGAAUCACCAAGAAAUCUGAAGCUUCCCUCUAAACAGCCUUCUAUUGUAUGUGAGAAUUGUCUUUAUUCACUGGAGAAAGAUAGGCGAGUGAGAGCCUUUCAUAUAAUGGACCCAAAAGGGAUACUGGAAAUGAUUCUAGUUUUCCUUGAAGAAAGAGGUAACAGAGAGGCCAUUCCUCCCUCCUUUGACAAUUUUAAGGAGGAUUCUGAAAGGAUUCUGCCUCAUCUUGGAACUUGGAAAGGUCAUUCGCAAACAACGCGUACUGGUGUUUAUGGAGCAACAAUUACUGAAGCAAAUACAACUGCUGUUCUUGAAAUUAACAAGGACGGCCAGCUAGUUCAGGAUAUCACGUCUACUUCUGGUGCGACCAAUAUUACAACGAAUGUACAUUGGACUGGUACCAUGUCCGAUAACCUAGUGACAUUCGAUGGUGGUUUCCAGCUUACUUUGUUGCCUGGGGGCAUUUACAUGGGAUACCCAUCUGACGUUGCCAAGAAUGUGCAAGAAUCCACAGCAUUUCAUCUGGAGUUUUGUUGGCUUGAAUCGCCUGGCAAGAGACAGAGACUUAUCCGCACUUACGAUGUAGAGGGCCUUGCUGUUUCAUCCACAUAUUUCAUCGAGACCAAAGUCUAAGUUGUUUCUCCUGAUUCAAAAAGAGCUACGUCAGGCAACAUAUUUUGCUCCUGGAUAUAUCAUUUUUUUCCUGGGUACAAUUACCAUUAUAGUAUCAAUUGUGUCUUUCUUUCUAUAGAAGAUCCAACGGAAUAUAGAAUAAUUGUGUCACGUUAUUAUUUGAUUGAUGCUAAUACAUGUUCCACAAAAUGUAUAUAUAAUUCCCCCGGCAACCUGAAAUUAAUUUUUGAGUUACCUUUCUCACUAGACUA
This is a messenger RNA of Solanum dulcamara, 1532 nucleotides long. RefSeq lists its product as uncharacterized. The record is from RefSeq and is a predicted model, not a curated record. Bases 58 to 1281 code for a protein of 407 amino acids. Gene Ontology annotation, biological process: chloroplast fission. NCBI's taxonomy places the organism in Eukaryota, Viridiplantae, Streptophyta, Magnoliopsida, Solanales, Solanaceae. The transcript is spliced from 7 exons.